This is a messenger RNA of Bombus terrestris (buff-tailed bumblebee), 4370 nucleotides long. Its product is annotated as coiled-coil domain-containing protein 170. NCBI's taxonomy places the organism in Eukaryota, Metazoa, Arthropoda, Insecta, Hymenoptera, Apidae. The record is from RefSeq and is a predicted model, not a curated record. The transcript is spliced from 16 exons. Bases 193 to 2604 code for a protein of 803 amino acids.
GAAACGCUUUUACACCGUCGAACGUUGCGUUGCGAGGCCCUCGUUACUCCGAAGAAUUUGUAAUAAAAUGUCAAUGAAGAAAGCAGAUCUUUCUUUUUAAGUGGUCGCGCAACGUGGAACGAUCGCGUAGUUGUAUACAUAUGUAUAGUGUAGAAGCUGAAAAGUUUCGAGAGUCGGAGAGAAGCGAGGAAGAUGUCGUGCGAGGAAGAAAGAAGAGAAACGGAGGAGACGAGGGAAGCAACGAAAGAAGGAAAGGAGGCCACCGAGGAGGACCUUCAGAUUUUCGAAACGCUUUGUAUAUCGUCGCCUCGAAAGAUCGUCGAGCAAGAAGCCAUGACCCAUGAUCUAACGACUACGUUGAGGAGCGAGCUAGCAGCGCUCGAGUAUAAACGCGACCGGUUGAUGUCCGAGCUGCAAGAAACGAAGAAUCUCGUGAGAUUGCGAGAUCAACGAAUAGCCGAGUUGCAGAUAGAGGCGGAACAACUUCGCGAACAAGCAGCUAGACAGAAUGCCAUCGUGUUAAGCUUGAAGAAACGCAUACAGGAAUUGGAAGAACGCGAGAGGAAUCUUUAUACGAGCCAAGGAAGGAACGAGACCGUGCUGCGUUCUUUGCAACGAGAUUUAAAGUAUCAUCAGGAGAAGAAUCGGGAAUGCGAGAAGAAGAUACGUCAGCUCGAACAGACCGCGUCGGAGGAGAUCGAAUCGAGAGAACGAGCCCGUUCAAGUUUCCAGGAAUUUACGCGAAGAUUGGCGAACGCAUUGAGCGUCGAGUAUCGCGAAACCGUUCAUCCUAGUGGCGAAAUGGUGAUUCACAAAGUCGAAGAGUUGGUGCAGGAAGCGAAUCGUGUUCGCGCCAAGAAUACGAAUAUCGAAGCGCAACUGACCACCGCCGAGGUAGACUUUAGAAGCUGCCGGGAUGCGUUGGACUGUACCGUAGCCGAGAAGGAACAACUUCAGCGUCAAGUAUCUUCGCAAUUGAUCGACUUGGAUCGUCUGAGACAGGACAAAGAAUGCCUGGAAAUGCGAUACAAAGUGGCGGAAAGGGAACUGGACGGGUUGAGGGAUAAAUUGUUAAACGCGAACAGAAGCAUAAGCAACGCGACCGGAAAUAUAUCGACUCAAGAGGCGUUGAUCGGACAGCUGCGAGAAGAUCUGACGCAACGGGACGAAAAGUGUCAGCGUGUGCAAACCGAGUUACGUCACCUUUUGGAAUCGUUGGCAACGCUUGUCAGCGGUCCGAACAGAUUCGUCGAGUCUCACGAGAAUGUCAUUAAGGAUCGCAUUAGGGAGAUCUUGGCCGAGAACAAAGAUCAGGCUCUUACGAUUCAAAAGCUUCGAGACAAGGUAAACGCGGCGACGGAAUCGACUACUCGGCAGGGCGAAUUGAUCGAAACGACUGUGGCGAAGAUGCGAAAUCUCGAGGACGAACGAUCGGACCUGGGAAAUAAAGUUCGCAAAUUAGAAACCGAGUUGACCGAUUGCGAGCUGUCGAAGGAAUCUCUGCGCAGAGAAAAACAAAUGUUCGUAACGUUUCUGAACCGACUAGGAAAAGCGAUGCAAAUGGACGAGAUCUCGGGGGAAAUGGGUCUGGAUCUUCAAACGGAAUCGCUUCUGAUACGAGCCGAGCAACUUGCCAGAUUGGAAACCGACAAAUUAGUGGAUAAGUACUCGUGCUGCAACUACACCAUCUUACCGAGGAUUCGGCGCGAGCGAUCCUUCCACGAGCUUCCUUCUAUGAAAGAAACCUCGGUGGUGUAUCAGCUGCAGCGUCGCGUAAGGACGCUCCGGGAACAAUUGCAACGCCGGGAUCUUCAUCUGGAUCUCCUUCGCAGAAAAUUAUCGCUUCAAGAGGACAGCGUGAAAAUGAAAUCGUUGCUGCAAAGCGAAAGAGACGAAGCGAAUCUUCGAGCGAAGAAGUUGUCGAAACAAACCGAUCGCUUGCAAGUUCAACUUUUGGAAGAGAGGUCGAGAAAUCGCGAGUUAAGCGCCCAAUUGACGGAAGCCGCGGAUUACAAAAUAGCGGCUUUGGAACGCAGUCGAAAGAUAGAAGAGGUUCAAAAACGGCUGGUCGAGAGCGAGAUGCUGAGAACUCGAUGCAACAGAAAAUUAACCCUCUUGAAAGAACAAAUAAGAACAACGACUGAGACUGCCGAGCAGGAGCGAUCCAUCAGCGACCAUUCGUUGCAACUGCUUAGGGACGAGCUAGCGCAAGUCAAACAAAAUCUUUCCGAGAUGACGAAAAGGGAAUCCCAGCUACAAAGUUUCCGUGUUUCCGUGGUGAAAUUAUUAUCAGAACCAAUUUGCACACCAGAUUACGAGAUAAUUUCGCGACUGCAAAAAACAAUAGCGGCACAUCGUGAUUUCACCAUGCUGUCGCGCCGAUACGACGAGCCAUUGGAUACCACCAGUCCUUCCAGAUGUACAAGCAUACACACGAUGCAUCCUCCUAGAUCACCAGGGUCACGAUGCGCUCGUUACGAAGACAGCGGAUUUGCAGAUCCGCCGGAUCUUCGCGACGUCGAAGACGAAUUCAACAAACGACCGCAUUGUUGCGUACGCGACUCGGUUGGGAGCGAGUGGAGCUGGUGUAUAAUGUCGGUGUAGAGUGGAACAACCGCAUUCCAGGAUGCAGACGGUAGAGAGCGAGACUGAAGUUGCCGUGCUGGUUGAGCGCGGGAACGCGAUGCAGCGAGGUAGACGGGAGGGGACCAAGGAGGACGAAGGGAACAUCGUCUAGUAGUAUGCGAAUCCGUUCGAGCCUCGUAUCUUGUAUCUUCCUGCUCGAACCAAAGUGUGCCGCGCACUAUAUGCGUGUCGAGCACUACGCAAACGGACCUCUGGCUUUUUCGUGGUCUUUUCUGGUCUUCUCGUCGAGUCAUAUUCCAGAGGACCGAUAUUGCAGACGAAAACAAAGGAAAUGUAUUUUCAUUUCUUUUUUUCUUUUUCUUUUUUACUGUUAAUUCGUAUUUUUAGUCGUUCUAGCGGCCAUUAUUACCUUAAGUCUGUACGCAAUCUUUCGGAGUGUAGAAAAAACGCCACGUUAAAUACCACGGUAUCGCGAUACAAAAGGAGCAACAGAAAUGGGAACAGUAAAAAAAGCAAAGUAAUCAUAGAUAGUAAGUAUUCGCGAUAUUGUUGGAAGUUAUUAUUCCAGAUAAAGACGAAACUCGGCUUUUACGCUAUGGCGUUUUCCAAAGAGCCAAGAAGCAAAGUUGUGUGAUUUUAUGGGGCGUGCUUCUUGCUUAGUAGAAAAGUACAUACGUACACUGUGUACAGCACAUACCUACACGUAGUACGUCGUAUACUGGUUAGCCCUGAACUUGGCCAGCAGUGAACCACCUCCUUCUUUGCAGGAACGUGAAUGCGUGAAUGCAAAGGCGUCAUCGUUGGCCUCCUUAUUUCUCGUUGCGUACAAACACACGCGUUACGACUAUCUCAACGCCAAACAAGUACACUGUACAUGUUACUUUCCACGCUCAAACACGUAUCACGAAACGAUAUUGUCAAAGCUGGCAGUUAUUCAACAACAAUACGUUUCAUUCACACUUUGGCCAUUCUUUCAUCGAAAGCACGAACAAAAUUUCGUUGAAAACUCGCUGUCCGAGCAUAUUUUUCUUUGAUAUCGGCCCGACAAAUUUCCUGCAAAGUUUCCUAACGAAUCUGUCUUGACGUUGCACGCGUACACUGACAGUAUACUGAAAUACCGGUCGGACUCGGAUGAAAGUCGGACAAUAAAGACGAAAUGGAAGUACUUAUGGAAUUAUCUUCUCUAAUUUUGAUGAUUAUUUUGGUUAUUAUUUAGAUGAUUAGAGAUUUCGUUGAUUCUGAACAUAAUCGUGAAUUCGGAUUUCUUCGCAUAAGUAUCGCUAUAUAAGGUUUUUAGUUAAGUAGAACGGGACUAGGUUUCUAUCUAGGUAUACGGCGGACUAAACGAAGUAUCGAUAAAUAACUUAAUCAGCUACGUAAAGCCAAAAGCAUGCGAUCAUGGGUAUAUCUGUGUAUACUACGAAAAUGACGAUUAAAUAUGUUGUGUUCUGCUUAUCUAUUGCUUAAGCGCUUAUCUAUUUAGAAACCAACAAUGACCGUCAGUAUCGUUUUAAUCUCAUAAAAGUAAACGCAAGGACAAAAGGAAAACAAGGAUCGUCGGAAGAAAAUGCAAUGACAAAACGUUUUAUAUGUCUAGUUAAGCAACAAAAAAUUUAUAUGGCCAAUUUUUACAUGUUUCGAAUUAGUUACGUAUACAUAUAUGCAUAUAAACUCGUCAGAAUUAAAAGCCGGUAGUCCUGCCUGCACCCGUCAUACACGUACCGUUGAGGUCGGUUAAUUCAAGUGAGACAACAUUACUCCUAUUUUUCCUAAGAUUUUCUUUA